CUCCCUGCUCUCGACUGCAUCAGGCAGCGCUUAGUACAGCGCCUAGCCCGUAUUCGUCGCCCCUCUGGGUCUGUCGGGGCUGGAACCCGCGCAGGUGUCUCCGACCCCUAUUUAUUGAGCGCUUACUGGGUGCAGAGCACUGUACUAAGCGCUCUGAAGACGCCCUCGCCAUCCCCGAAGAGUCCCGAGGGGAGGAAAAGUUCGUUUCGGAUCCCAGGAGUGCCCGGUAUCCCGGCGGAGGCGAUGAUCCUGGAGGAGAACCAGGAUGGAGAAGGGGAAGAGAGAUUCCUGCUGCAGCCGGCGGAGAGCGGCAGGAAGGGCUGUGACCCGUUGGCCCAGAGCCAGAGGAGCAAACUUCAGAACCGCCGAGCCCGGAUUAACCAGCAGAUCAACAAGGAGAUGAGGAUGCGAGCCGGAGCGGAGAAUCUCUUUAAAGCCACCAAUAACCACAAAGUCAAGGAAACGGUGGCCCUGGAGCUGAGCUACGUAAACUCCAACUUGCAGUUGCUGAAGGAAGAGCUGGAAGAGCUGAACAGCUGUGUGGAUGUGUACCAGAACGACAGUGAAAGCAUCAGCGUUCCCAUGAUCCCGCUGGGACUGAAGGAGACAAAAGAGCUGGACUUGUCAGUGGCGUUAAAGGAGCUGAUCUCCGAGCACUACGGUGAGGAUGGCACCUCCUACGACAGGGAAAUCCAGGAGGUGAUGGAUCUGAGACAGGCAAUGCGGACUCCCAGCCGGAAUGAAGCUGGGCUAGAGCUUCUCAUGGAGUAUUACAAUCAGCUGUACUUCCUGGACUACAGGUUUUCACCUCCUAGUAGGCAUCUUGGAGUCUUCUUCCAUUGGUACGACUCACUCACCGGAGUCCCCUCCCACCAGCGGGCUCUGGCCUUUGAGAAGGGAAGUGUAUUGUUCAACAUCGGGGCCCUAUACACCCAAAUCGGGGCCCGCCAAGACCGCACCAGUGACCGAGGCAUCGACCUCGCCAUCGACGCUUUCGAGAAAGCGGCCGGAGCUUUUAACUACCUGAAGGAGAACUUCUCCAACGCCCCCAGCCUGGACAUGAGCGCGGCUUCCCUGGACAUGCUGGUGAGACUGAUGAUCGCACAGGUCCAGGAGUGUGUGUUUGAGAAGGUCACACUCUCCCAACCACCCAACGACUGCUUCUCCCAGCUGCAAAUCGCCCAGGAGGCGGCCCGGGUGGAAGAUGUCUACUCGCUGGUGUAUCAGACCAUGAUCCAGCCACCCAUGAAGGAUUACGUGCCUUUCUCCUGGACCACCAUGGUUCACGUCAAAUCGGAGCACUUCCGGGCCCUCUCGCACUACUACGCGGCCGUCGCGCUCUGCGAUGGUCCCCCUGUUUCAGACCCAGAGGUCCCCAAGUAUGAGAAGGCCUUCGUUCAGUUCCAUGUCACCGUGCCUGAAGGACCGCCCCUGCCAGUCCUGCUGCAGGAUCCAGAGGAGCGAAGGAAACUGGGCAAGGCCCAUCUGAAGCAAGCCAUCAUGAGGCACGAGGAGGCCAGGCGGGUCCACGGGCUGUGCCGGAUCCUGCGCAAGAUGGACAUCCUUCAGGAGGUGCUGUCCUUCACCCACAAACGCUCGCUCAGCAAAUACUCCGAGGUCGACCAAGAAGAGGAUUUCUUUGAGAUGGGCGAGGCUCCAGACAUUCACCCCAAAACUCUUCAGAAGCCAGAGAUCAAAAUGCCCAACUUCUCCAAGGUGAAAGUGACUGAUAUUUUUCAUCGUUUGGGACCCCUGUCCAUCUUCUCGGCAAAGAACAAGUGGAGGUUGGCAUCCCGUGUCCACCUGGCCAAAGGGGAGAGCGGAUUUGGGUUCACGCUCAGAGGGGACUCCCCUGUUCUUAUUGCUGGAGUCAUCCCUGGGGGCUGUGCUGCGGCAGCCGGCCUAAAGGAGGGGGAUUACAUCGUCUCCGUCAACGGGGAGGACUGCAAGUGGUCUCGGCACUCGGAGGUGGUGCAGCUGCUGAAGGGCAUCGGGGACGAGGGUGUGGACAUCGAGGUGGUCACCCUGCAGAGCUCGGAGGGACAGAGCCUGGCGGACAAGAAGUCAUCCAUGUCCUCUCCCGGGGGACUAUCACGGAGCCCCAGGGAGAACAGCAGGAAGAAGCCUAUGAGUAGCAAGAGCGGUGGCAGUGGCCCACUGAUCAUCUGGAGCAAGAAGACCAAACGGACACAGGGGAAUGCUUUGGCCUUGCCCUUCUCCCCAGCUGGAGCCAAUGAGUCCAACUCCUGAGGCAGGGAGGGCCUUGCCCCUUCAUGCCUCUGUUCCCCUCCCACCCCAUUUUGGCCCUUGGACUCAAGGUGACCCCGAAGAGCAGUUCAGAGGCACGGGGUGAGAGCAGCAGCUGGGGUACCUCUGCUGGAGAAGAGGGUUGGACAGGACAGCACAGGGUGAGGAAGCACAGAGGUGGACCAAAUGGGCAGUCGGGGCAUGGGACAGAGAACAGAGCUGGUGUCUGGAAUCAGGACACUAGAGUGGUGGAAAUAAUGUUAAGAGCAGAACCAUCCUCAACCUUCAUUGUUCAUUCAGCUGGCUGUGGGGGUAAAUCAUCUCCAGGGGAGUUAAGGAAACUGCCUCUGUACAGCAGAAUUCCCAGAAGCCUCAGCUUGUUCGGUCUAUAAAGAAGGCAGCCAAGAGCUAUGACAUGGGGGCCAGGAUAGCGGCUACUCAGAGGUCAACACUCACCCCCUCUGCCACUUUGCCCAGGCACUGACUCCUUUGUUCCCUGCUUUCCAUACCUUCUCUGAGCAGUUUUUUUAUGGCAUUUUUAUUAAGCACUUACUCUGUGCAAAGCACUGUUCUAAGCACUGG
Messenger RNA from Tachyglossus aculeatus (Australian echidna), 2829 nucleotides. It is a transcript of the gene RHPN1, whose product is annotated as rhophilin Rho GTPase binding protein 1. The transcript has 16 exons. Lineage: Eukaryota; Metazoa; Chordata; Mammalia; Monotremata; Tachyglossidae. Bases 244 to 2250 code for a protein of 668 amino acids. The record is from RefSeq and is a predicted model, not a curated record. Gene Ontology annotation, biological process: signal transduction; negative regulation of stress fiber assembly. Gene Ontology annotation, molecular function: protein binding.